UUUUGAUUUGAGGAAAAAUCGGCAAGGAUUGUUGACGAUUUUUAUUUGAUUGUUCUGCUAAUUAUUUCGUUGUAUUAUUUUCAAUUACUGAUAUUUACUCACAGCUAAUAGAUAAAUUGGUGGUUAAUUUCGUGUGAAGAAGAAAAGAAAGUAAUCCCAAGAUUUUCACAAUGGGUGACUCCCAGGAUCAGAACGAACCCCCGAAGGACCCAAAAGAGUUGGAGAAACUAGAGGAAGCCAAGCUGAAGGCAAAGUUCCCAAAUGCCAUGCUGGGACGUGGACCAGGAGGACACUCAGCAUUCUUGCAGAAAAGGCUUGCUAAAGGACAAAAGUUCUUUGACUCCGGCGACUACCAGAUGGCAAAGCAGCGGCCAGGGAACCUAGCAGCACCUUUCAAGGCCCCAGCCGUUCCCGCUAAGCAGCCGACGGGCGAUGCCAUCCCGACACCAGAAACUGUGCCCGUUCGCAAGACCUCCAUCAUCCAGCCCAAGUUCCAGACAUCCUAGCCCGCCGUUAAGUGACAAUCUGAUUUUGUUUGUUAGCCUGGCCAGACUUUCGGGGAUGUUAAAACCAUUUUUUUGGUUACAGACAUUUGAUCUUCAUUCUAUAGUAUUUUUCAAACAGGAAGGGUAUGUUUAUAGAUUUAGCGUUUUUAGGUUAUAAAUUGGAUGGAGAUGACAUCUAGCAGCGUAUCUGUUUGAUAAAUAUUAUAGUUCUCUGAUUUUACAGGCUUGGAACUAUCACUAAAAAUUGAGUUUCUUACAGCAAUUUGUGUCUUAGACUUGAUCUAGGUCGGAUCUUUAAUCAUUGAAUACCCAAAGCAUGGGAAAUAUGUACUUACUGCUUGGCAGUCAAUUUUGACGUGACAAAAACUAAAUAAAGUUGCUUGUUUGACUCAAAAUGUAUUGAAGUGAUUAUCUCAAGAUUGACUUCCAAGGAACAGGUAAUUUCUUCUUAUUCAUUGUUUUGAACUGAUUUUGAAGUCUCAUAUUGUACUGAAGUCUAUCGUUAGACUAUGAAAUGAAUAUCUGGCCAUGUCUUACCCAACCUCGACAUUGGCAGAAUCAUGAACAUCUUGAUGGAGCCAUAACACACAAAGUUGAAUUGAAGAUUCUCUGUUAGUCUGGAUGGGUUCUAAUUUUUAUCAAGACUGUUUCUCAACACAAUUUUAAAUUCUAAUAACAAUCUUUCCAACCAGAAUUUAGAAACACUCUUGAUAAUACACAAUAGAAUUUAACAAUUUAUAUUUGCUUUUCUAGAUGUAGAACAAAUAAAUGGUGACUGCACUACAUUCAAUGGUUGCCAACCCAGCAAGCAAACGAGAGAUAUUUUUGUCACGCAAUUAUUCCAAUUUGAUUUUUGCUAAGGCUUGCAUUGAAAUUUCCUAUAAGCACCAUUUUUUUCAGGGUCCGAUUACCAGGCUGGGACCUUAGGCUGUCUUUGGGGUCCAACCUGUACUUGAUCAGACCCUAAUUUUGUGUUAGUGUGAAACAUCACGUAAGUUAAGAAUGAAGGUGGCCAGAGCUGGAGUUCCAACGACUGUAGAUCCUGUAGAUCGUGUCAUCCACGAAUACGCGAGCCUUAUGACUCGUACGGUAAUGUUAUUAAAGGUUACAUUUGACCAAUCUGCUGUCGUCAUGAUUGACAUGAACUAUAAACUAUUGCAAAUAGCCGGGGAUUGACUGAACUAGACAUGUUUCUAGUUUAGUUCUCUCCAACAGCAUGUAGCGACGUAUUUGUUUAGCUCUUAAAUGUGGUAAUUGAUAAAUUAACUUAAAGUAAAGGGUUUGCCACUCCGCAUACAAACAUUAAUCCAUUUUACUUAAUUAUUUUGUUUAAUUAUGAUGGUCUCUUUACUAGAGAUGCAACGACUAGUGGCUUGGCCGAAUAGCCGAAUAUUCGGCUAGAAGUUUUACCUAAAAUAAAGUAAAUUCGAACGCGCGCGUGCGUGCGCUGUGCAAGUUGCAACUUGUUUCUCGCUGUAGGCAGUCUUUGAUAGAAAUAGCGCUUGUUCUGCACGCAGUGCGUAUUGAAUUGCAGAUCUUGUGGUGCGUUAGUUUACGUCGUGUGUAAAAAAAAAUAUUUUGUAUUAUUUUCUCAUAUUUUUGCACUAUCUGUGAAUAUAAAGGUAGUCUGAAAAAUUACACUGAUCUUAAUUGAUUACUUGUAGUAUGUUACUUUGUUUACCCUUCGUUUACCGUUUUCUACGUGUUAACGUACUAUUCGGUAUCCGGCCGAAUAGUAAAAUUGUGGCCGAAUAGGCCGGAUACCAAAUAGUGGCCGAAUAUUCGUUGCAUCUCUACUCUUUACUCUCCAUUAAAUACAGUAUAAUGAUUUAACACUGCAAUUUUCAGUUACCCAAACUUCUCUUGAGAACUUUAAAGAUUGUCUUGAAAUUUUUUAGAAAGUUGAAUUUUCAAACAUUUCAAACGUGUUCUUGGCUCGAAGGAACAACCAGCUCCGGCGGACACCACUACUUCACUAAGCACUGAUUGUUGAUGUAUUAACUAUAUACAUGUGAUUAAUGUUCGGUCGUAAUUAGGAUGUAUGUUGAAUUUUAAAUCUUAUAAGAACAAGCGUUAUAUUUUUAUGUAUAAAAUUUAGGCAUAGUCCUUGGGAUUUGUGUACAUUGUCAUACGUGUUUCAUUCAAUUUGUCAUUUACAUUAGCAUCAUUGGUCCUUGGGAAUAAAGAUUGGUAACAAAACAUUUGCAACUGCUCCAUAAAUUGCAACUACGGGGUAUGGGGUGUUUUCUUAACGGUUCCAAUAAGUUCCUAGUACAGUAUGCCGUACACAAAUUUUGUAUCGCACACUAUGGCUAAACGUUAAAAAACAUCCUGAAACUUGGGCCGAUUCUUAUCUCGUUUAAUUUUUUUCUCAGAUUUCGAUAGAUGAUAGAUUCCAUGCAAUAUAAUAGAAAAUUUUUACUGUGUCCUACAAAAUGGUCCUCUGUGUUUAUAUUUAUUUAUUUAGACACAUAAUAAACUUACAGUACAGUCACCAAGUCGUUUACAUGUUAAACCUUAAUUCAUAGUCAAGUUAUUGUAAUAUAAAAAUGUCAAAAAUGUAAUACAAAUAAAAUCAAUAUAAUUUAUAAACCAAUAAAAAAAAAAUUUCUAACAAUAAAAGACAAAUUCAAACGAAAACGAAUAGUAUUUUCGUGACGGAGGCCGACAUUCAUUUUUGGGACCCACUGUGAUGUAUUUAUUCCUCCUUAUUUGGUCAGUUUAUCAACAUCUGACGAGAAAAAAACUACAUCAAAAUAAUAAUCGGCACACUUACGUGUUUGAAAUGAAAACCAGAUAAUUACAAGUGUUUAGUUGUUAUUCUUAAGGAAACCCACUUCAUCUAAAUACUUGCCACCUGCAUCUUGUAUUAGCACAUGAAUGUACAUACAUAGCCAUAGCGUAGCCCGGCCUGGCUGGUAAUCAUAACUGUACGUUAGACCGUUCAAUCAUGUUCACAUAUCAACCGAUAUGAAUUGGGUUUAGGUCUUUCCACCUAGGCGGAGGUGAGAGACGCACGAGAAUCAACCAACCAUUGGUAGUAGUAAUCCAGCGUAGCGGAGAAUAUAACCAAGGAGAAUUUGAAAUAGAGGUGGAGGUGGAAAUUUAGUGCCAUCUUUUGACACAUUAUUAAACUUAGAACGCCAUUUCACUUUGAUCCUUAUUCUUUCACUGAUAUGUGUUAAAUUUGUUAAAUGUCAAAAUCCAUCUAAUAGAUCAAAAGCCAAAGGUAUGUCGACAUCGUUUCGAGCGAUGACGCCAUAACCAUUAGUUUGUGCCCGGUAAGAUGGCGCCACUUUUUGAUAUUGAACAAAUUUAACAGAUAUCAGUGAAAAAAUAAGGAUCAAAGUCAAAUGGCGUUCUAAAAGUUGGCGAAAGAUGGCAGUAAAAUUACGCGGCUACAAAGUUUUCUUUGCCAAUACACCUCUAUUUCAAAUUCUCUUUGAUACAACCAAUGCAUUGCUUAAAACUCGCACGUCUCUUAUCUCUCAGUGGAAACGCAGCCUUAGUACAUAAUGCCACGUGUAUGAAUGUGAUAUGGACUAGUAUGAUCUGUUCAAUAGUUUAGGGUUCGAGUAGACACAUUUAAUUGGGUCCCUUCAUUUUGUGUUAAUCACUGGAGUAAACUUUGAUUUUAUAUUGAAUAGGGUCCACACAGAACGAACAUACUCGCGAGGCGAUUACCUUGACAAUUAAUUAGCUAUCUGCAAGAUCCUUGUCAAAGUCUUAUUACCGAUAAUCGCAAGUGAUUUUUUCGAUCAUUUUCAUUUAAUCGCAAGUGAUUUUUUUUCGAACAUUCAGCUUUUAAUCUGUCCAUUAUAAUGGUUGGUCCUACUUAGCAGGUCCAUUUGUUACAACAUAUUUAGAAGCCUCAACUGUAUAUUAUAGUAUUUGCGAUAUAAAUGCAUUUUUUAGUUUUUUUUUUACAUCAAAUGUUUCACUGCAGUGUAUUAAAAUACCUAGUUAGGGUUUGUGAAAGAGAGCAUAUUGUGAUUUGUUAGACCUGUACCCCAAAAGCAUAAAAUUGUUGUAGUAAUUCACCGAAUCGCAUUUCACCUCGAUCUCAUAUUUAAUUUUCGCAUUGUGUCUCAAUAGUUUUUUUUUUCUAGUGGCUAUAAGUUUUAGUCGCAUUUCACCUCGACCGUACAUUUAAACAUCGCGUUGUGACUCAAUCGUUUAUUACUUUAGUCGCAUUUCACCUCGAUAUUGUAUUGGCGACGUGAUUCAACGCAACGUCAACGUCACAUAGAUAACAUUUUAAUGAGUUUGAUAGCACUUGAGGCUUAAUCCUACAAGUACAAAACGUAUUUAAAAAAAAACACUUAAUUUUAGUGCAAGCUUCAAAUUAACGUAUCAAGUUAAAUAGAGUCCCAAACAAACGUCGAUCGCGGCGAAAUGCCUCUUCGGUAACAUACUACACGAAAAAUUAAAUACUACAAAUUAAUUAUACUAAUGUCAAAGGCUACGGGAAAAAGUGCGUCAAGUAAAAAAAUCCAGUGAUAUCUUUUUCAUUCAAGGUGAAAUGCGAUUCGGUGAAUUACUACAACAAUUUUAUGCUUUUGGGGUACAGGUCUAACAAAUCCAUAUUGUGUCGCCAUCAAGUUGGAAGCAUAUUAGACUCAAUUGAUUUGCAUGUCUUUGCCUGUGUAUAUUGGUAGAAAUAGAAAAUAGUUUGCUCUUUUAUAAUUAAUGGCGCCGAUAUACGAUGGAUUUUAUAUUAUAAACUAGUAUUUGCUACAGCUAUUUUAAUCAUGUUUUAUUUAAAUAACGAUGUGAUUUAGCAUCAAUGUAUCGAUGUUACUAGUGGUUGAACAGAAGAAUCUGCAGCGAACAGAUCAAAUUGUCUUAGUUUUCUUUUUUUUUGGUGUUCUUAGAGCGCAUUUUACACAGACGGACGAUAGUCUACCCAGUGGAAACGCAGCCUAAACAUGGAGAACCAUCGUGCGUUUCUGAAAUCUUUAGAAAACUAUCUAAUACAACUGUUCUGUUCUUUUUAAAUUAGUUAAUUUUUGAAAAAAAAAUGUGUAAGAUUUUGCUGUAAGGCGGCCUUUCCAAUGAGAGGAAACGAGCAGGAAUAAACCUCAGUGGACAGGCAGCCUAAAGCAAACCCAAGUAUGUCUCGGUAAACAUGUAACAUCGACUAAGGACCUCCUUGUCACACUGGCACAGUUGGAAAGGGACGGAAACCGAGCAUUGAUGCAACGAAUGCUUCGAGGCGUACAAUGUAAAAUGUUAAGGUUAGCCAUAAAUAUAUUCUUGGUAAAAA
Messenger RNA from Cydia pomonella (codling moth), 5772 nucleotides. It is a transcript of the gene endos, whose product is annotated as cAMP-regulated phosphoprotein 19. Bases 171 to 506 code for a protein of 111 amino acids. Lineage: Eukaryota; Metazoa; Arthropoda; Insecta; Lepidoptera; Tortricidae. The transcript is spliced from 4 exons. Gene Ontology annotation, cellular component: cytoplasm. The record is from RefSeq and is a predicted model, not a curated record. Gene Ontology annotation, molecular function: protein phosphatase inhibitor activity.